Molecule: messenger RNA, 2348 nt
Organism: Helianthus annuus (common sunflower)
Lineage: Eukaryota; Viridiplantae; Streptophyta; Magnoliopsida; Asterales; Asteraceae
Product: mitogen-activated protein kinase 15
Exons: 10
Coding region: 478-2265 (595 amino acids)
Biological process (GO): intracellular signal transduction; protein phosphorylation
Cellular component (GO): nucleus; cytoplasm
Molecular function (GO): ATP binding; MAP kinase activity
Source: RefSeq, a predicted model, not a curated record
GGAUAAAAUACAAGUAGAACCAACCCACAUUUUCAUCUAUUUAACCAAACUCCCUUCACAUCUCUCUCUCUCUCUCUCUCUCUCUCUCUCUCUCUCUCUACAACGUCACCACCACCACCCACCGCCAGAUCUUCAAAUCUCACGGCAUCUCAUCUUCAAACCCACCGAUUCAGCAUUUCAGCGCUAUUGAAUUCCCCAAUUCAGCUGCCUGAAACCUCACCUUACAUCCACCGGUGCUCACCUUUUUUCCGGCGGCACGUGGCGGUGGCCCUCCAUUUCUAGGGUUUCAAGAAUUUGACGAGUCUGGUGGUGGUGCGUUUAUUUCUUAACAGAGAGAUUGCGGAUUCUGUGAUUUGUAGCUGGGAUGAAUAUGCUUGAUAUUUUAAUUACUUCAUUCAUUCCACUCUGGCUACAAUCGCUAUUUAUUUAAAUUAGUGCAUAUCAGGGUGAUUAAUUUCAGUUUUGGGACGGUUAACGAUGCAACAAGAUCCGCGCAGAAAGAAUCCCAAAGAGGUUGAAUUCUUCACUGAAUAUGGCGAAUCAAAUCGAUACAAAAUCUUGGAGAUCAUAGGGAAGGGAAGUUAUGGAGUUGUUUGUUCAGCGGUUGACACACACACCGGGGAAAAGGUUGCAAUCAAGAAAAUAACCGACAUUUUUGAGCACGCGUCGGAUGCUAUUCGUAUCUUGCGUGAAAUCAAAUUGUUAAGGCUUUUAAGGCAUCCUGAUAUUGUUGAAAUCAAACGGAUCAUGUUGCCACCGUCGAGACGAGCUUUUAAAGAUAUUUAUGUAGUGUUUGAACUCAUGGAGUCUGAUCUUCAUCAAGUCAUAAAGGCCAAUGAUGACCUGACACAUGAACACCACCGUUUUUUCCUCUAUCAAAUGCUGCGAGCGUUGAAGUAUAUGCACACAGCGAACGUGUUCCAUCGUGAUCUUAAACCGAAGAACAUAUUAGCAAACGCAAAUUGCAAGCUCAAGAUCUGCGAUUUUGGACUCGCAAGGGUUGCAUUUAAUGAUGCCCCGACAGCCGUUCUUUGGACUGAUUAUGUAGCAACAAGAUGGUACAGGGCUCCUGAGCUAUGCGGUUCUUUUUCUUCAAAGUAUACCCCUGCUAUUGAUAUAUGGAGCAUCGGGUGUAUAUUUGCUGAAGUAUUGACUGGAAAACCGCUUUUCCCGGGUAAAAGUGUUGUUCAUCAGUUGGAACUGAUCACCGACCUUCUUGGGACCCCAUCAGCCGACACCAUUUCUGGAGUUCGUAACGACAAGGCAAGAAAAUACUUAAUGGAUAUGCGUAAAAAGCAACCCAUCCCAUUUUCACAAAGGUUCACACAUGUUGACCCAUUGGCACUCAGACUACUGCAGAGGAUGCUAGCAUUUGAUCCAAAGGAACGGCCAACUGCCGAAGAAGCAUUAGCUGAUCCUUACUUCAAGGGGUUGGCUAAGCUCGAGAGGGAGCCUUCUUGCCAGUCGAUCUCAAAAUUGGAAUUUGAGUUCGAGAGGCGUAGGAUUACAAAAGAGGAUAUUCGAGAACUGAUUUUUCGAGAAAUUCUCGAGUACCAUCCUCAGCUUCUUAAAGAUUACAUGGCUGGAAACGAAAGCACCAAUUUUCUCUAUCCAAGUGCCAUUGGUCAAUUUCGUAGACAGUUUGCAUAUUUAGAGGAAAACAGUGGAAAAAUCGGGCCUGUUGUGCCUCCAGAACGGAAGCAUGUUUCCCUCCCGAGGUCCUCGGUAAAUUCAAGUAUGGUAGCUUCUAGACCGCAUCAGACAGUUGUUGCAUUUGACAAUAGAAGAGUGAUAGACAGCGCAAUUACUAGUGGUAGAGUAACAGACGCAUCUGGAAACAUUUACAACGCUUCGACUACUCGAAUGCCUACAGCUAAACCAAGAGUUACAGGUUAUGAAGAAGUGUAUGAACAACGGGUGGUACUGCAAAAUGCAGUAGCACCACCAGUGGCUCUUCCUCCACAAUAUGUAUAUAUGACAAGCAACGGUGGAGAUCAAGCAAAGAGUCACGGGAUAGAAGCGGUCAGGCACCUACACGCACACACGCAUCAGCAUGCGGGUACAACUAAAUUGGCGGGUGGGAUCGUGAUUGACCUUAAUAACGCGUAUUACACCCAACCACAUGCACAUGCUCACCCACAUGUUAUGUCUAAUCAACAGCCUAAUGAGCGGAUAGCAAUAGAUGCAAAGCUUAUGCAAACACAAACGCAGUUUGGUCAUGUGGCGGCUGCGGCUCAUACAGUUGUUCAAAUUGGAUUAUCUUAGACCCAUAUGUUUUUAUGUUUUUUCUUGUAAAUUACGAACUCUGUUUUAGGGUGGAGAAAUGAAAAGAGUGACUUCGUUUUUUG